This is a messenger RNA of Thalassophryne amazonica, 1431 nucleotides long. RefSeq names its product seipin-like. The transcript is spliced from 9 exons. Gene Ontology annotation, biological process: lipid storage; lipid droplet organization. Gene Ontology annotation, cellular component: endoplasmic reticulum membrane. Bases 2 to 1012 code for a protein of 336 amino acids. Lineage: Eukaryota; Metazoa; Chordata; Actinopteri; Batrachoidiformes; Batrachoididae. The record is from RefSeq and is a predicted model, not a curated record.
CAUGGAUGGAGAACAUGAGGAGCCUUUGCAUCAAAAAACACAGCCAUUGCUCAUCGGUCGGAAACUGCUCCAGCUCCGGGUGGCUUUUGUGUUGAAGAUGUUACGUGUGCGCAAGACACUCCUCCAGAGCUUCAUUGUGUUCUUCACCAUUGUCCUGCUUCUCUGGACUGCUGCCUUUUUAUACGGGAGCUUCUACUACUCCUUCAUCCCUGGAGCAACUUAUUCCACCCCUGUGCACUAUUACUACAGAACAGAUUGUGAAACUCCAGACACUUUUUGGUGCUCUUACCCAGUGGCCAACAUCUCUCUCAUGAAGAACAAUAAGCAUGUGUUAAAAGCCGGGCAGGCCUAUCGGAUCUCCCUACAGCUGGACAUGCCGGAUUCCCCAGUCAAUCACGAGCUAGGAAUGUUCAUGAUCAAGACAACCUUUUAUUCCAGGGACGGACAGGGCGUCACCUCCUCUGCUCUGUCUGCGAGACAGCUGCUGUCCACCUCCAGCGCUCGCUUUAGCAUGCUGCGUUAUCGGUCCCACCUGCUGAGGACCAUAGGAACUCUAAUGUUCCUCCCAGCACUACUGAGCGGUGUGGCUGAGGAGAAACAAGUGCUACAGGUGGAACUCUUCUCAGACUAUACUCCUGAUCCAUAUGGCACCACGGUUUGGGCCAUUAUUGAAAUCCCGGCCACGAAGGUGCAGAUCUACUCCUCUCAGCUCUACAUUCAUGCUCAGUACACUGGCAUACGAUAUUUGCUGUUCAACUUCCCUGUUUUAUCAGCCGUGGUGGGCGUAUCCAGCAACUUCAUCUUCCUCAGUGCGAUCUUCAUCUUCAGCUACACAAGACUGCUUUUAAAACAGCCACUUCAGCCCAGAUUAGACAGACUGUUACCAGAUCAGCAAGAGGAUGAAAAAGAUGCUGCUGCAGGAGCUGCAGAGCUGCUGACUCCGCUUCAGACAACCACAACAAAUCUGAUGUGCGAGCAGCUCCAUCUCCACGAUGCUGCAGAACAGUCAUGAAGAUGGGAGUGCAAUUAAUUACUGAAAAGGACUCAGAAAGUAGCUGUUCACACUUGAAGAACAGGCACUAUAUCCAUUGAUUGUGAAGAAAGAAUAGAUGGCCUUGAGGUCUUUGAGCAGUACGUCCCUGUCCUGUGUUUCAGCUUUAACAGCCUGGUGAUUUAUGGGUCCACCAUUUUUAAACCUUCCAAACAGAGCUCUCACUGUUACAGCAUUUUUAUUACUUUGUGUUUAUUAUUAUACUUACUAUUAUUAUAAUUAUUAUACACUUUUUUUUUUUUUUUUUAGAAUACCCGCGAUUAUUUCAAAGCUUUUCAGUGUGGCGCUAUUUCUCCAUCACUGGCUGGAAUAUUUGAAAUGCUGUCAACAUUUUUUUGCUGCUUGACCUAAGUGGAAAUCACAAUUAAAGCAUAUGGGGG